UUGUUGUUGUUGUGACCGACAAACAGUCAAUUGUUCAUUUAUUUAUAUUUGUACUCCGAAAUAAACUGAAGGUUGUUUAUUUUUUCUUUGGCGAUGGCGAGUUUGGAUGAAAAGUGGAAAGCUUUGGUCAAGUUUGAGUCUGUUGUGGUAGAUCGUGAAAGAGAUGUUGUUCGAGUGACAAAAGAACUGUAUGAUCUUCAUAGCAACAGAGAACAACUCAGGGGUGUAACAAGUAGUUGCGACUAUCGUUUGACGAUACCAUUUGCCCCUCAUCUCUUUGGCUCGGGCAAGACUACGUUUUGUCAUAACUAUUUGGAGUUGGUGCGAAGGUUUGGUGAAACUUUUCUGUCGAAAUUUGCUUCGGACCCUUUGAGAAGAACCUUUUUGGAGAAGCUGAAAAGGGCUUCAUUGCUUUAUGUGGAUUUGAGGGGGUUGAAGCCAACUCGACCCAUCGAGGAAAAACGCAACCUUGAGUGGGCUUUGUAUUUCCGAAUGAUAGAAGCGUGUUGCACUUCUGUUGGACAAGAACCAGAGGAUGAAGAAGUAGUAUUUAAAGAAUGCCGUACACGUCCCUAUAAGUUAGUUAGAAAACUUCGUUCAAUCUUAAACAUUCCUUCUGAUCAAUAUCUUUUGGUAACUUUUGAUGAAGUUGGUGUCCUAGACGAAAGUCUCGACGAAUUUCAUUUCAAGAGAACCCAUGACGGUAGAGUUCGACCUUACAAUGACUUUUUCGGUAUCAUUAGUCAAUUGUGCGAAGAACCCGACUUGUUUUUUAUAGUUGUUGGGAAAAGCAAGGGUUUAAGUAUUAAGAAUUAUGUGGCUUUUGGGCUAUCAAGAGUUAUACUACAUUUUAUCCCUUUAUCACCUUUGGACGCUUGCAGUAUCGUUGAAUUCCUUGAAAGGAGUCUUCUAAAGACACCUACUCAAGUUCCGGUUUGUAAUGUCUUAUGUAGUUCUUCAUUUUCAGUAAAUGAAUUGGCAGACUCAUUAUUGGAAUGUACAGGUGGAGUUCCUGGUUUGUUGACUCGUGCAGUAAAUAUGCUUUUGAAUUAUAUAAUAGCAAGAAAUCAGCCUUUCAUAUCGAAAGAAGAAUGUUUGACUUGUAUGAAUGACUACGAUUUCCGAAUAAUUUGUGCUGAACCAUUUGUGGAACGAAUAUUGAAUUUGGACGAGGAUAGAAGAAGUGUUUUUGAUUUACUUUUGAUGAUGGCUCUUUAUCGUAUACCGUUUCAAGUAUAUGAUAUAUUGACCUCGGAGUCCUUUUUAUAUGAUGCAGUCACUGAAAUGGGACUAUAUCGAUAUCCUAUUGACCAGAAUACUUUUCAAGUCCUAAUUCCGAAAAUAUUUGUUGUAAUCUUCAAGAACGACCCUUCUAUCUCUUCUUUGGAAAAUAUACUUCUUGGAUCACUUGAUGUCGAACCAGUAGAUUGUUUCUUCUAUUCAAAGUGUCGUGUAUUUGAAGGAAUUGUUGCUUUACGGCUAGUUUUGAUGUUGUCUUCAAAGAAUCGAAAUGAGUUGAGGGAAUUGUUGUGUCAAUUGUCUCCGAUAUGGAAACAAAUGAAACUUCCAAUCAGUACAAUAUCACCUAUUCACUAUAUCAAGUCUGUUGUUAGUUCUAGAGAAACAAGAAGUGAAUCGAACAAGAGUCGAAGAACUUUUGCCAGUACUGAAUGGAAUAAGAUUAUUCGAGAGACACUUUAUUUAGAGACUAUUUACAUUCCUUUGGACGCUACUUCUCAUAGUCCUGAUAUUAUAUUCCAAUUACAAUCUCCUGUGGAACCCAAAGUUCUUACUGUUGGAGUUGCUUGUGAGGGACGUUGGAGGUCGGAAGGAAUUGGUUGGUCAGAUAUUAUAGAUGAAGCCAAGAAAUUUUUAGAUUCUGUUUAUGAUCAAGUCUUAUCCAGUGCAAUGGAUUAUCAUCAUUGUAUGCUUAUUAUCAGUCGUUGUUACUCCAGUGGAAUGUUUAUUGGAGGUGAUUUGUUCAAAGUACCUGAUAAUUGUGAACUUGUUAUUCUUUGUGAAAGAGAUAUGGAAAUGCUGAUUGACGAAGAAAUAUUGAAUGGACUUGAAAGAGCAUUUCAUGUUUCUCAUAAUCCUACUUUUUGGGAUUUUGGAUUAGAUUUACUUGAUAGAAUCCGUAACAGUUUCUUAAGUUGGCAAUAGAUUCUAACUCAGUCCUUUUCUUUGUUUUGAAGAGCAAAUAAACUUUUUUUUGUAUGU
Molecule: messenger RNA, 2220 nt
Organism: Galdieria sulphuraria
Lineage: Eukaryota; Rhodophyta; Bangiophyceae; Galdieriales; Galdieriaceae
Product: archaeal ATPase
Exons: 2
Coding region: 94-2163 (689 amino acids)
Source: RefSeq, a predicted model, not a curated record